UCUCUCUCUGUCUCUCUCUCCAUGGCAUCUUCUACACCAGUCAAAACUCCAAACCCUAAAUCAUCGAAUUUCUCGGCCCCCAUGUCUUCUUCUAAAAGAUCCCAACCCUACUCAUCCGAUUCUUCCUCCGAUUUCAGGUCCCGAUUCGAGGCCUACAACCGCCUGCAGGCCGCUGCCGUCGCUUUCGGUGAGAAGCUCCCGAUACCGGAGAUCGUUGCCCUCGGCGGACAAUCCGAUGGCAAGAGUUCUCUCCUAGAAGCCCUCCUCGGCUUCCGAUUCAAUGUCCGAGAGGUCGAGAUGGGGACCCGCCGGCCCCUCAUCCUCCAGAUGGUCCAUGAUUCAUCUGCAUUGGAGCCCCGCUGCCGAUUCCAGGAGGAAGAUUCUGAAGAAUAUGGAAGUCCCAUGGUUUCAGCUUCUACAAUUGCUGAUAUCAUAAAACAGCGAACUGAGGCACAUUUGAAGAAGACCCGAACUGCAGUUUCUCCAAAGCCUAUCGUAAUGAGAGCAGAAUAUGCCCAUUGUCCCAAUCUAACCAUAAUUGACACACCCGGCUUUGUUCUAAAGGCGAAGAAAGGUGAGCCAGAGAGCACACCUGAUGAGAUUCUGUCGAUGGUGAAGUCAUUAGCAAGCCCCCCUCAUCGCCUUCUCUUGUUCCUUCAACAGAGCAGUGUUGAGUGGUGUUCAUCACUGUGGUUAGAUGCCAUUCGUGAUAUCGAUCCAACUUUCAGGCGCACAAUCAUUGUUGUUUCCAAGUUCGACAAUCGGCUCAAGGAAUUUAGUGAUCGAUGGGAAGUGGAUCGAUACUUGAGUGCAAGUGGUUACCUUGGUGAUCACAUUCACCCAUUUUUUGUGGCACUGCCGAAAGACAGGGGCACAGUGCCGAAUGAGGAAUUCCGCCGGCAAAUUUCUCAAGUUGACACAGAAGUUAUUCGUCAUUUACGUGAGAGUGUUAAUGGUGGAUUUGAUGAAGAGAAAUUCCGUCCCUUCAUUGGUUUCGGCUGUCUUAGGGAGUACUUGGAGUCUGAGCUUCAGAAGAGGUAUAAAGAUGCUGCCCCAGCAACACUUGCUUUGCUAGAACAACGCUGUGGUGAAGUCACUACUGAGUUAGCUCACAUGGAAUCCAAGUUACAGGCCACUUCUGAUGUUGCCUAUCUUCGAAGAUCGGCAAUGCUCCAUGCGGCUUCUAUUUGUAGUCAUGUGGGAGCAUUGAUUGAUGGAGCGGCAGAUCCUGCUCCAGAGCAGUGGGGGAAAACAACCAAUGAGGAACAGUCGGAGAGUGGUGUUGGGAGUUGGCCCGGUGUGACCGCAGAUGUAAAGCCCCCCAAUUCCACCCUUAAGCUCUAUGGUGGGGCAGCAUUUGAGAGGGUUAUACAUGAAUUCCGUUGUGCUACAUAUUCUAUUGAAUGCCCACCAGUGUCAAGGGAGAAGGUUGCGAACAUUUUACUUGCCCAUGCUGGACGAGGUGGAGGUAAGGGUGUUACAGAGGCGGCUGCAGAGAUAGCACGUGCAGCAGCACGAUCAUGGCUUUCUCCUCUUCUAGACACUGCAUGCGAUCGACUUGCAUUUGUCUUGAAAAGCCUCUUCAAUCUUGCUGUAGAACGCAACCAUAGCCAUGAUUCGAACUGCAAGGAGCUAGAUGGGAGAAAGAAGGGAGAUGUGGACGGGUACAUUGGAUUCCAUGCUGCUUUAAGGCGCUCUUAUGAUAACUUCAUACAUGAUCUUGCCAAGCAGUGCAAGCAAUUGAUACGGCACCACCUUGAUUCUGCUACAAGCCCAUAUUCUCAGGUCUGCUAUGAAAACUACUUCACAGGAGGUUUGGGCUCCACUGCGACCACAAUCUACAGAUUCAACCAACCUCUUGCUGCUCCGUUUUUCCUCGACCUAUCAGAUGGUGCAACAGUUCAAGACAAAAUGGUAGGCGAUGAUCAGGAGAAUAUACCUCCAAAAAAACAACAGCAAACGCCACCAGGGAAAGGAACAGAAGCUAAAGAAGUACUCCGAGAAAGCCAAAUGACAAUACCUGAGACACCAUCUCCUGAUCAGCCAAGUGAUGCAGUUUAUGGAUCUAAGAAGGAAAACGGUAACUGCAAUGAGAUUGGAGGGAGAAAACGGCAUGCGAGGAUUAUGGCUGGCAGCAGAAAUUCAGAUCAUCAUCGACUCCAAAACGGUGGACUUCUAUUUGGUGGUGGCGAUAUUGGCUCAAGAUCAGGCUCAGCUUACUCAGAGAUCUGCUCUUCAGCUGCACAACAUUUUGCGAGAAUCCGCGAAGUUCUAAUUGAGAGAAGUGUGUUAUCAACAUUAAACUCAGGCUUCUUAACUCCUUGUCGAGAUCGGUUGGUGGUAGCUCUUGGUUUAGACUUGUUCGCAGUGAAUGAUGAGAAAUUCAUGGACAUGUUCGUAGCGCCUGGCGCUAUCGAUGUUCUUCAGAGCGAACGUCAAUCUCUGCAAAAACGUCAGAAGAUAUUGCAGUCUUGUUUGACCGAGUUCAAGAACAUCGCUCGAGCUCUUUAAUUUAGUUUUUGCAGCCCAGCUUUACAAUUUUAAAGGAAGUUGGUCUUUCAGUCUUAAUACUUCACACCUAGUGAAUGUUAUGACAAUUCGCACGGAAGCAGUUCAUCAACUACCUCAAUUGGUUCCUCUAAUUCCUCUCAAGAUAUAUUGAAGUGUUGUAUUGGGCGCUUCAGAGUUGUGGCGUCAGCAGCCUUUUCUUUUCAGUUUGAUUUUAUAUCAGACUCUUGUGCUGAACUCAAUCAUUCUUUUCUAGUGUAUUCUGUCUAGCUCUGUUAUCUUGGAUGAAAUUGUUACAUUUCAUUAA
Molecule: messenger RNA, 2815 nt
Organism: Magnolia sinica
Lineage: Eukaryota; Viridiplantae; Streptophyta; Magnoliopsida; Magnoliales; Magnoliaceae
Product: dynamin-related protein 5A
Exons: 8
Coding region: 22-2511 (829 amino acids)
Cellular component (GO): membrane; cytoplasm; microtubule
Molecular function (GO): GTP binding; GTPase activity; microtubule binding
Source: RefSeq, a predicted model, not a curated record